Messenger RNA from Arvicanthis niloticus (Nile rat), 4332 nucleotides. The record is from RefSeq and is a predicted model, not a curated record. NCBI's taxonomy places the organism in Eukaryota, Metazoa, Chordata, Mammalia, Rodentia, Muridae.
UCCGCGGAUCCCGGCCGCCGUUCGGGCGCGCGCAGCUAGCGGGCGCGACUAUGCCAAGAUGGUCUUGCAGGCGCGGAGCAAGCACCGGGACGCGGCUCCCAGGCCGCCCCGGUCGGCCCGCUCGUCGCCGCCGCCACUGAGCCGGGCAUCCGAUGUGGGCGCUGGGGAGCAGGGGCCGGAGCGCUCGCCGCCGUCGCCGGGGCGCAGGGGCACCGCGGGCAGGAAGGGGCCCCGCGCGGAGACCGCCGCGCCCGCCCCGGACGGCCUCGCGGGCCGCCUGGCGGCCGGGCUGCACUGGGCGCUGGGCCUGCGGCGCGGGCGCGGCCGGACCUGGAGCACGCUGCUGCUAGCUUCCUUUGCAGCCCUAUUGCACUGGAGCCACAUAACACACCUCUUUGAAAACGACCGGCAUUUUUCUCACCUCUCAACGCUGGAAAGGGAGAUGGCGUUCCGCACUGAAAUGGGGCUGUAUUAUUCUUACUUCAAGACUAUUGUGGAAGCACCCUCGUUUUUGAAUGGCGUAUGGAUGAUAAUGAAUGACAAGCUGACUGAAUACCCCCUUGUUAUUAACACAUUACAGAGGUUCAAUCUUUACCCUGAGGUGAUCUUAGCUAGCUGGUACCGGAUUUAUACCAAAAUAAUGGAUUUGAUUGGUAUUCAAACCAAGAUAUGCUGGACAGUUACCCGAGGAGAAGGACUGAGUCCGAUUGAAAGCUGUGAGGGAUUGGGAGAUCCAGCUUGCUUUUAUGUUGCUGUAAUUUUUAUGUUAAAUGGACUAAUGAUGGCAUUAUUCUUCAUAUAUGGCACAUAUUUAAGUGGCAGCCGAUUGGGAGGCGUGGUCACAGUGCUGUGCUUCUUUUUCAAUCAUGGAGAGUGUACCCGUGUGAUGUGGACGCCGCCUCUCCGAGAAAGCUUCUCAUACCCAUUCCUUGUACUUCAGAUGUUGCUUGUGACUCAUAUUCUCAGGGAGACCAUUGCAUCCAUUGCAUCGUCUGAGCCUGGUGGUCACAUCCUAAAUGGGAUUAUUAAUGAUAUGCGGGGUGUCAUGGCUCAACAACAGACACAUACAAGAAAACAACAACUUGAGCACGGAGAGUUGGUUUACCAUGCUCUGCAGCUAUUGGCAUACACAGCCCUUGGUGUUCUGAUCAUGAGACUGAAGCUCUUCCUCACACCACACAUGUGUGUUAUGGCAUCCUUGAUCUGCUCCAGACAGCUGUUUGGAUGGCUCUUUGGCAAAGUGCAUCCUGGUGCUGUUGUCUUUGCUGUAUUAGCAGCAAUGUCUAUUCAAGGUUCUAUAAACCUGCAAACCCAGUGGAACAUCGUAGGGGAGUUCAGCAAUUUACCACAAGAGGAGCUCAUAGAAUGGAUCAGAUACAGCACGAAACCAGAUGCAGUGUUUGCAGGUGCCAUGCCCACCAUGGCAAGUGUGAAGCUCUCUGCUCUCCGACCCGUUGUGAACCACCCACAUUAUGAAGAUGCAGGUCUAAGAGCCAGAACAAAAUAGUAUAUUCAUGUAUAGCCGAAAGCACCUGAGGAUGUGAAGGAAUUGAUGAAAUUAAAAGUGAAUUACUACAUUCUGGAAGAGUCAUGGUGCAUCAGAAGAUCCAAGCCUGGGUGCAGCAUGCCUGAAAUCUGGGAUGUGGAGGAUCCGGACAAUGCUGGGAAAACACCCCUGUGUAACAUCUUGGUGAAGGAUUCCAAGCCUCACUUUACCACGGUGUUCCAGAACAGUGUUUACAAAGUCCUAGAAGUUAUCAGACAGUGACUGCAUGUGCACCUGCCAGAGACCGCAUCAGUAAUGGCUUUACUGCUUUGCCACUAACUCAGAUUACAAACCUUUUAAAAGUCUUGGAGUAGCUGUUUUCAAAUGGCAAACAUUUGAUUUGGUCAAUUUGCUAGUCUGGUUGUAAAAAUGACUUUCACCAGAUCGAUUAGUUACUGUUUCAGUGCACCUGUUAAAAUUUGCUAUGCAAAUGAGUAGUAUAUGCUUGUACUUGGUUUAAAUAUUUGUGUUACGGUGAACAAAGCCAUCUGUGGAGAAAUACAUCAUGGGUCACGACAGAUGACAUGAAACUAUAGUCACUUCUGGACUGUUGAGGGCCUGUUACCACCCUUGCUUCCUAUUUUCUUCCUGGUCUUAUAUUUGAACAUUUCAGUGAGUCUGUGACUCCUGGUCUUGUUAGCUGUCUCAGCUCUCGGUCCAGGCGUAGCUGGCGUGCGGGUCACCUGUUCACCUCACUUCCGGGUGCUCUCUUUGUUCUGUGUUGCCCUUGCAAAUCCAAUGUUUCCUGCCUGUUGCUACCCAGACUCCUGGGGUGUGGUGGCGAGGACCAGCUUCUUUAGUUUUCCAGCCGUGUGAUAUUGUGUUUCUCCCUACACAGACUUGGUUUCUUUCCCACAUAAAUGCUAUCUUGUCUUUAGGUUGAUAAGCAAGUGCUUAUUCUUGGUUAAAAAAUUAGUAACUAUAUUUUUCUCAUUUUUAAUAUUAAUCAAAUAUUAUAUUUUAAUACCUUUAAUUCAUUUAAAAAUUUUUUAUGAUUAAUCACACUUUUAGGAAAACUAUUUUGGACAACCCCAACUAUGAUGCAUCUAUAGCUUGAUACACACACACACACAUACACACACAGACACACACACACACACACAGACACACACAGAGACAUAGCUUAUGGUGGCUGUAGUUUAUGCUAAUUUUACUUUCACUAUUAAGAUAAAAUAAAGCCUAAGUAACUUCUGUCAAAAUGUAAAUGAAUAGUUUUUUAUUUUGCUUUCAAAAUUGCCUGUCUUUAAUAAGACAAAGCCUUAAGCCUUAUAAUUUUGCCUCAAAAAAAAAAUUCAGUGUGAGGAGUGAGUAUGUUCAGUCUUCCCCAUUUUUUCCUUGAUUUUUUUUUGAAAAAUUUCUAAACAUGCUUUGAAUUUCUUAUACAAAUUUUGUUUCUUAGAAGUUAAUCUGUGUGAAAUGAGAUACUUCAAAACCAUAAUCUUCAUUGUUGUAAGAAAUGGUUUCGAGGUUUUAAAUUCUAAACAAACUGUGACCAUGGCUGACUACACAUUUAAUUAUACAGUCUUCUCUCUAUUAACCACAGGCAGACUAACCUCAGUGUGGACUGUCCUUGAGACCUGAACCCUCAGGGAUGGCUUCUGGUGCCCACUCCUGGCAGCCACGGAAGAGCUCUUCUCUUCUGCCUUCCUCCCAGAGCCCAAGGACAGGCUUGUCUGGGGGUCAUUGGUCACCUGCAAAGACAGCACUUGCGACUGAGGAGUAUGGCCUAGUAAGGAGCCAGCCUCACCAGCCAGGGUCUCCCUCCCAGAAGCUGCCCGGGGACUGCCAUUCCUGCUGUUGCAGACUGUGGCCAAGCUUCCUCAUCUGAUGCUUAGUUUUAUUUCAUAAGCUUUUACCAACUCAGAAAAUAGGGGAGCAGCUGGAGGUCAUGGUUUAGGGGUGUUGAGUGAUGGUGUAGUAAUGCAGAGGAAUGUAAAGAAAGGGACAGGCAUGGGUGUGAGGGACACAUGCCCUGCCCCCUACACGGCCAUUCUGCAGCCCAACAUGGCUGCUGUGUGGAUACAGCACUUAGGAUUUUUUUUUAUCAUCUUUUUAAAAUUAUUUUCUGUCCUUACCCUCUAACAAUUCCCUUCAUAAUAAGUUCAUGUGUAAUGAUUGGAAAUUCUGUACAGAGAAACAAAACAUUAAAAUACUAUUAGAGCCAGUUCACAUGCUGGGAAACAUUAAAAGUAGUCUAAAUUAGUUUUUUUGCAGAAACCUUUUGUAACAGUCUGUCUUAAUGUAACUCCACCAGCAAGCUCUGCUUGUAUUUUCGGCAAGUCAGCUUGGAACUGAGGCCUUGGGGGCCACUGCAUACUUAGCCUCCAGCACAUGGAGUAGCAGCCGGUGCUCUGCGGCUGCGGUGGUGGUGGUGGCGGCGGCGGCGGCGGCACCGCGCCGGUUUUAUGGCAACAUGGAGUGGUAAUAGAUUGUAUGUAGCUGACAAUGCAGUAUUAAAGCGCAGUAUUUUGCAUAUUUUUAGCAUUUACAAAUAUUUUUGCUUUAGUGUGAGGAAAGGAAGGAAAGACAGAAGGCAACUGAAUAGUUAUUAUUGUGACAUUUAAAAAACAAAAUGCUGGGUAAUGCGUCCAUUAAAAGAUAAACCUCAGAGAUGCCUGAGAUGCCCGGCCGUGUGCUGUUGCAGUAGGCCAGCAGCGCGAAGGAGAAAACAAAAGGAUGUGUCUGUAAUAAAGCGAUCCUGCACAGGAGUGUUGUAUUUUUAUGAAUUUUAUGCCCCUUGUUUACAUGUACUAUAUAUGUUAAAUAAAAAAUCCAUGAAAACUGUA